Messenger RNA from Callorhinus ursinus (northern fur seal), 7127 nucleotides. Lineage: Eukaryota; Metazoa; Chordata; Mammalia; Carnivora; Otariidae. The record is from RefSeq and is a predicted model, not a curated record.
GCUGAACCCGGAAGUGGGUAGGCGCUGGAGAGAGCGCGCCGACAGUGGAGCUCAGCGGCUGGGAGCCAGCGGGGGAGCCCUGGGUUCCCGACCAUGAAACCCUCGGGCACGCCCCUCCAGAAGCUGUUAACCAAGACAAUCUAGUUUUUUGUUUUUUAAAAUAAAUCCUUUAAGACACUUAUGAAGUUUCUUGUUCUGAAAUUGUUGUACUGCAAUGAAGAAAAGGAGAAAGGUUACUUCAAAUCUUGACGAGAAGAUCCAUCUAGGCUAUCAUAAAGAUUCUUCAGAAGGCAAUGUUGCAGUGGAGUGUGACAAAGUAACCUAUACUCAUUCCACAGAAAGACCAAUUCCUGAAGCUCUUCACUGUUACCAGGAACUUCCUCCCUCUCCAGAUCAGAGAAAACUUUUGAGUUCUUUGCAGUAUAACAAGAAUUUGCUGAAGUAUUUAAAUGAUGAUAGGCAGAAGCAACCAUCUUUCUGUGACUUACUUAUCAUAGUAGAAGGAAAAGAAUUUAGUGCACAUAAAGUUGUUGUUGCUGUUGGCAGUAGUUAUUUUCAUGCGUGUUUGAGCAAAAAUCCAAGCACUGAUGUUGUCACCCUGGAUCACGUAACACACUCAGUUUUUCAGCAUUUGCUUGAAUUUCUUUACACAUCAGAAUUUUUUGUGUACAAAUAUGAAAUACCUCUUGUUUUAGAGGCAGCAAAAUUUCUGGACAUUAUAGAUGCAGUUAAGUUGCUAAAUAAUGAAAAUGUUGCCACUUUUCAGUCUGAGCUGGCUGAAAAGUCAUCACCAGAAGAAACACUAAGUGAAUUAGCUGGAAGACUAUCAAAUAAUCAUCAGUGUAAAUUCUGUAGUAGACAUUUUUGUUAUAAAAAGUCUUUAGAGAACCAUUUGGCUAAAACCCAUAGGUCCCUUUUAUUAGGGAAAAAACAUGGGUUAAAAAUGCUGGAGAGAAGUUUUUCCGCAAGAAGAUCGAAAAGGAAUCGGAAGUGUCCUGUUAAGUUUGAUGACACCAGUGAUGAUGAACAAGAAAGUGGUGAUGGGUCAGACAAUUUGAAUCAAGAAAAUUUUGAUAAGGAAAAGUCAGACAGAAAUGAUUCUGAGGACCCUGGAAGUGAAUAUAAUGCUGAAGAAGAUGAACUAGAGGAGGAAAUGUCAGAUGAAUACUCUGACAUUGAAGAACAAAGUGAAAAAGAUCAUAAUGAUGCAGAAGAGGAACCUGAGGCUGGUGAUUCUGUAGGAAAUAUUCAUGAGGGGUUAACUCCUGUAGUCAUUCAGAACAGUAACAAAAAAAUAUUGCAAUGUCCUAAAUGUGAUAAAACAUUUGACCGCAUAGGGAAAUAUGAGAGCCACACACGUGUUCACACAGGUGAGAAGCCCUUUGAGUGUGAUAUUUGUCACCAGCGCUAUUCGACAAAGUCUAACCUAACUGUUCACAGAAAGAAGCACAGUAAUGAAACAGAAUUUCAUAAGAAGGAGCACAAGUGCCCUUACUGUAAUAAACUUCAUGCAAGCAAGAAGACUUUAGCCAAGCAUGUUAAGAGAUUUCACCCUGAAAAUGCACAAGAAUUUAUUUCCAUUAAGAAGACCAAGAGUGAAAGUUGGAAAUGUGACAUUUGUAAGAAAUCUUUUACUCGAAGACCACACUUGGAGGAACAUAUGAUUCUACAUUCUCAAGAUAAGCCUUUUAAGUGUACCUAUUGCGAAGAACAUUUCAAAUCACGAUUUGCACGGUUAAAGCAUCAAGAAAAGUUCCAUCUGGGUCCUUUUCCAUGUGAUAUAUGCGGUCGCCAGUUUAAUGACACUGGAAAUUUGAAACGCCAUAUAGAAUGUACCCAUGGUGGAAAGAGAAAAUGGACUUGCUUCAUCUGUGGAAAGUCAGUACGAGAAAGGACUACUUUGAAAGAACAUUUGAGAAUCCACAGUGGAGAAAAACCUCAUCUUUGUAGUAUUUGUGGGCAAAGUUUCCGUCAUGGAAGUUCAUACAGACUUCACUUACGAGUACAUCACGAUGAUAAAAGAUACGAAUGUGAUGAAUGUGGGAAAACGUUUAUUCGUCAUGACCAUCUUACAAAGCACAAAAAAAUACAUUCAGGCGAGAAGGCUCAUCAGUGUGAAGAAUGUGGAAAAUGUUUUGGUCGUAGGGAUCAUCUCACUGUUCAUUACAAAAGUGUACACCUGGGAGAGAAAGUGUGGCAAAAAUACAAAGCAACCUUUCAUCAAUGUGACGUUUGUAAGAAAAUUUUUAAAGGCAAAUCAAGUCUGGAAAUGCAUUUUCGGACGCAUUCAGGUGAAAAACCAUACAAGUGUCAAAUUUGCAAUCAAUCUUUUAGAAUUAAGAAAACUUUAACAAAACACCUGGUUAUUCAUUCUGAUGCCCGACCUUUCAACUGUCAGCACUGUAAUGCAACAUUUAAGCGGAAAGACAAGCUGAAAUACCACAUUGACCAUGUUCAUGGCAUAAAAUCUCCUGACGAUCCUCUCAGUACUUCUGAGGAAAAACUUGUAUCUUUGCCAGUAGAAUACUCGUCUGAUGAUAAAAUCUUUCAAACAGAAACAAAACAGUAUAUGGACCAACCCAAAGUUUAUCAGUCAGAAGCCAAGACUUUGUUACAGAAUGUGUCUGCUGAAGUGUGUGUUCCAGUAACAUUGGUUCCAGUUCAGAUGCCGGACACUCAGAGUGAUCUGGUGCGUCAUACAACCACGCUGCCACCAUCUUCUCAUGAGAUCUUGUCGCCACAGCCACAAGCAACUGAUUACCCCCGAGCAGCUGAUUUAGCUUUUCUGGAAAAGUAUACUCUCACUCCUCAACCUGCAAAUAUAGUUCAUCCAGUACGACCUGAACAAAUGCUAGAUCCUAGAGAACAGUCUUAUCUUGGAACAUUACUAGGCCUUGAUAAUGCUACUGCUGUACAAAGUAUUUCUAAUAAUGAGCAUCAUUCAUGAGUAAAUCUAAACAUUCCACAGACUUUUUUGAUGGUUAUGUGUUAAUGGUAGCCUAGACUGAUGGCUUUUAAAGUAGUAAGGCUGCUAUUUUUUCAUUUUCUCUAGUUUCUCCAGUCCUCAGAACCAUUUCAAAUCAAGAAAAAUAUGUAUAUCUGUUUACUGAACAUAUGAAUGAAUAUUUGGACACAUUUUGAGGUAUAAUAUUUGAAAUGAACAUUUUUAUGAUUUUUUUAAAGAUGACUUAGUGCUAAUUUUUAAUGGUUUCUCAAACUUUUCAAAAUUACUGGCUGUUGACUUUAUGGUUUUGUUUUUGGUUUUGUUCUUAAUUAUCCAUGAAAUUUUUAUUGUUUAAUUUCAAUCCUUUUUUCUCCCUUCACCAUCUUCUAAACAAGCUUAAGGACCAUGUAGCCUUUAAGAAAGAAUAUGAGAGUACACUGAUAAUUACAACUCUUCCUUAUCCUAACUUAAGAUUCAUUAUUCUUCCUUCCACAUUUUAAAAAACUGAAAUUAGGAAUUUAAUUUUAUAGGGAAGUCUUGGAUAUUUCUGUGUUUUUUAUUUUUUAUGUGGCCCUAAUUUUAGGUUAUUAUUAAUCCUUUGGUCUUUUGACAAACUCAAAGCCAGAAAGCUAACUUAAGUAAGAUUAGCUUGUUAAAUGAAACCUAGAAUUGAAAUAAUUCUCCAAAUGAUUGGUUUUUGCCUAUGCUUCAAUUAUUGUAAGAAAUACAAAUUUUUAAUGUAUAGGCAUUAAAUUAUACAAGUUGAAAAUGUAUUAAAGACAAAUUGUGACAGUUUUAACUAGAUAGCUUUGAAGGUAAGUUCAUCUUUUAUAUUUUGUCACUUAAGAAACAUCAACAAUACAUCAUACCAGGUAUCUUCAUCUCACUAAAGGAGGGGCAAUUAUAAUAAUCAAUGAAAUUUAAUUAACACGCUACUUUUGGUCUCAUCUACUUUGGCUAACAAAAUUGUGGGAAACAGAACCUAGGUAUUUCAUAUAUAAUUGUUAGGGAAGGUGCCAAAUUAUAAAAUUCAUGUCUAACUAAACUUAAUGUUUACUUUAAUUAAAGGGAACCACUAUUUGUAUACAGAUUUACAUGUAAUCUAGAUCUUUAUUUUGCUUUUCACAGAAGCCUAAUGUCUGUAAUUAUCCUUGAUUUUUAUUUUUGUAGGAGAUAAAAGUUGAGGACUUGGUGAAAGGAAAUAGCAGUUAGAGCAAAAACCUCACUGAUAAAAAUUAAUCGAGGAAAAAGUCAGUCAAAAUUAUAAAAUACCUUUAAAGAUGUGCACUUUCCAUAUUUUCAAGUCAAUUUAAACUUAAGCUAGGAUAAUGUUUCCUAGUAGAGCUGCUUGAAGGAUUAGAAUAGGCAGGGUUGAUUUAUUAUUAGCAUGUCAUUUGUAUGUAAACUACUGGAAAAUAGCAAUUUUAAGAGUUUUCUAGUUCAGUUUUGUUUACACUCCUAAUUGCUUUAAGCACUUUUUUUUGUGUGUAAACUGUAAAGUCUGGCCCAGCCCUUGUGAAAAAAAUCACAAAUAAAAUAAUGAAGUUUUAAUGAAUAAAAUUUAACCACUUAAUAAUGGGGAAACUUGUUUGCUGAAGCACUUAAGAAAUGAAGGUACUUUAACAUUCACCAUACUAGUGGCAAUAAAACAAAAGAAAAAAAAAUGUUGAGAUUGAGGCAGUUAACCAAAGUAGCUCAUAUAAGUAACAAAACCGACCUGAAUUUUGCCUCAGUUAUCAAAGUUUGGUUGUAAUUAAUCUAGGACCAGUAGAUAUAAUUAAUGUAUUCUUCUUUUUAAAAGGUUCUUACUUUUGUGUGGAAAUGUUAUAUCUGGGGUACUUACAUGAUUUAACUUGACUAUAUGAGGUACUAUUGUUAGUCUGUUAGUCUUUCAAAUUGACUUAAAAAUACAGAUCUUUAUGAUUUUUAUCAUAAGGAGCAGCAAGACUUUUAACUAAAAAACAUACUGUAAUGAGAUGAAAUAAUACCUAAAAGUAUACCCUGCCUUACAUAUAAACCAUCAUAGAAAAGUCUGGACUUAUCAAAAGGCAGAUGAUAUGUAUGUGUCUGUGUAUGGUAUAUUGUAUGCUUGGUAGCAAGAAAGAAAGAAGGUGUUGCAUUUUCACAUUGAAAAGAAUACUUUGCUUUUUGAAGGUAUUUACUUUAGGAUUCUUUUAAUAAUAAUUUCCUAAUGCUUUAAAUAUAUAAUUUGAUUGUAGGAAUUGGUUUACGGUAUAAAACUUUUCUGGAAUACAUCUCUUAAUGUAAACUGAAAUAGAAUUAUAUUUAGUUAUUAUUGUAGAUAAACUUGAAUACUGAUUUACUCUUUCAUAAAAUGCUUUCAGUUAUCUCGUUUAACCUCAUAACCAGCUCUGAAAGAGAAAGGACAUGCUAUAUUCCCAUUUUAGAGAUGAAGAAUCUGAGGUUAAGAUAAAGGACUCAGUUAAGCUCACAUCAUUAAUAAAUGUCAGAGCUACUAAUAGGGAAAGAAAGCCAGCAUUAAUAAAUGCUUACUAAGUGCCAGGCACUACAUUUUCUCAUGUAAUCUUAAACAGUCUGGGAAUUAGAUAGUAUAAUUCUUACAAAGAAAUUAUCUCAGCGGGUGGACAAACACACACAAAUCUGCUGCCUCUAAUUUCCAAAAUUAGAAUAUAGGAAAUUUUAAAAUUGUGAAAACCUCAUGGAUUUGGGCAAACUGAAUGUAUAUAAGUUGUUGAAGUUGGCACAAAAAAUAUGUAAUGAGGCCUACUCUUUUCAGUUAACCUUUUGUAAUAUUUGGAGUAUUUGGACAAAUGUUCCAUUAACUCUGAAAUCCAUUAAUUUUAUAACUAUACUUAAAAUUUUGAAUCUUGCAACUAAGUUUAGCCUCAUUCAGAAUUUUUUAUUUUAUGAACAUAAUUUAUUGUUUUAAAUUAAUUUUUUAGCUGAUAGCAGUUAGCACUUAAUAUGUAAAUUGAAUAAUUUAUGAAGUAUAGAAAUUUGUUAACCUAAUCAGUUUUUACUUAAAUGCACCAAAGAUUUUUAGUAGGUAUUAAAAUAGUUUAAAAGAAUUAAAAUUCUUUGUUGUUUGAAUAAAUAUUUGUCCAAAGAAGCACAGUUGAAGUCCUAGGAUUAUGGAUUUUUAAAAAAAAAUCAUUAGUUUGAAUAAUAAGAUUAAGUGUUUGUGUUUAUAUGUAUAAAAAUAAAAACAGAAGAAAACACUCUGGGAAUAGUCAUACUGACAAACCAAUUACAAGUAAGAAUACUCAGUUUCCCUCAGUUUAAUUAAUUAAAUGUUACCUUUAAGUGGACACUAUUAAAUGCUAAAUAAUAAGCUUAUUUUUUACACUACACUAUUAAAAUAAUUUUGCCUUAGAAUUUUUUUUUUUAAGACAAGUCGAACUUAUUUUUAUAAGAAACCCCACCUAUUUUUUGCAGCCUAAAAUACCAUUUAAGAUUAGGGUUAGUUCUUCAUGCCAGCAAGAUUUAACCAACAACUGUAAAGGUAAUGAUCUUUGCAUACUUUUAAGUAACUUAAUCAUUUAUUGCUGGGAGAAAAGGAAUAGCAUAAAUAGGGUUUUAAACUGGUGCUUUAUUAAGUGACUUCCUUUUAAGUGAUUGUAGGUCAUGAAGUAGGUACACUAAUAUUCUGUCAGCUUUAAAAGUGUCAAGACAUCUUUGCAGAGUGACUAUAAACUGUUAAGGGCUCAUAAGUAAUUAAAUAUCACUCAUUGCUUUUCACUCUUUAAUUGCAAACAAAAACACAAACUGGUGUGUUUAGAAGUUUGAGUUCUCUUCCUACCGGAUCAUUUUAACAUAGCAUUGAUGAAAAGUCAGAUUUAGAGCAUUAGCUCUUUGACAGUGUCCUUUUUAUACCCAGUCUUUUCUGAAUUGAAUGCUUUGUGCCUUUUCGCUGUGUUGUAGUUGCUUAAAAUUGAUUCUGCUCACUAGAUUGUACUGGUUAAUAAAUGAUUUUGAUUUUGUUGUUGUUGUUAUGGGUUUUAUGUUUGUGUUGCCUGCUGGUCAGGCAACACUUUUUUAGAUUAUUUUAUGAUUAUUUAGGAAAAUGGCACUAAGUACAAGUGUGAACAUUUGGUUUUUUAAAAUCUCUUUUGUGGCCUUUAUAGUUACUGUGAAGCCACUCCAGGCCCUGUCUCUAGAUGCUUAUUAGAGGAAUCUGGCAAAUAAAAUAAAAUGAGUAGUG